AUGACAAUCAAAGAAGAACCGAAGACGUUAGAGUUCAAAUGGGGGAAAAAGCGUGGAAAAGGAGGCAAAAAGAGAGACAUACAGUUCUACGAAUCAUUCACCUUGAAUGGUGUUGAUUACGCGCUCUUUGAUACUGUUUAUCUUAAAAAUGGAGCGCAACCUGAACCACCUAUUGGAAAAAUCAUAAAGAUAUGGGAAACUGCUGGUGAAAAGGCUCGGAAAAUUAAGAUUCAGCGGUUCGUUCGUCCUUGUGAGAUCUCAAACCUUUUGACCGGGAUUAAGAUUUAUUAUAAUGAAUUGUUCUUGGCUUGUGGUGAUUCUGAUUGCACUGGACCUGCCAUUAUCAAUCCUGUGGAAUCUGUUGCUGGGAAAUGCAACGUUGUUUGCAUUUCUAAGGACUCUAGGAAUCCACAACCAUCAGAUAAAGCGUUUCGGAAAGCUGGCUUUGUGUUCUAUCGUUACUUUGAUUUUGGGCAGAGUAAAAUAGUGGAGGAAGUGGAUGACAAGAUUGCUGGAAUUGAAGUUAAACAUUUUUUUAACAAAGCGGCAUAG
This is a messenger RNA of Lathyrus sativus (Indian pea), 552 nucleotides long. The record is from the annotation of a GenBank genome assembly. NCBI's taxonomy places the organism in Eukaryota, Viridiplantae, Streptophyta, Magnoliopsida, Fabales, Fabaceae.